Messenger RNA from Scutellospora calospora, 1209 nucleotides. Lineage: Eukaryota; Fungi; Glomeromycota; Glomeromycetes; Diversisporales; Gigasporaceae. The record is from the annotation of a GenBank genome assembly.
GAACGUUAUGUUCCUGGGUCUGUAGAACGUUUGAUAUCUAUUUUAUCAUGGUCUGGGCUAAAUUUUGAUGAAGGACCUGGGAAACCCGGAUCCUAUGGACCAUAUUAUCAGUCUGAACGAACAGAACUAUAUAAAUAUCACGUGAACAAACUAAUUAAAGAGGGAAACGCAUAUAGGUGUUUUUGUAGCCAAGAAAGGCUUAAGCAAAUUCGAUCACUUGCCCAAAAAGCAGGUAAAAGUAUCGCAUACGACCGUCAUUGCCUAUAUUUGAGCCAAAGGGAAGUUGACCUAAAAUUAGCAAAGGGAAUUCCUUAUGUUAUUCGACUAAAGACACCAGAUGGUGUUGUAAAUAUAAAAGAUCUUAUAUAUGGUAACGUUAUGUUCAACGAUAAGCAUAUCGAUGAUACUAUUUUAUUGAAAAGUGAUGGAUAUCCAACUUAUCAUUUGGCGAACGUCAUUGAUGACCAUUUGAUGGGAAUCACACAUGUAUUACGCGGGGAGGAGUGGUUACCCUCGACACCUAAACAUAUUGUUCUAUAUAAAGCAUUAGGAUGGAACUUACCUGAAUUUGUGCACUUACCUCUAUUGCUCAAUCCGGAUAGAUCCAAAUUAUCAAAGCGAUCCGGUGAUGUUAAUGUUGAGGACUUUGCGCAAAGAGGCUAUUUGCCCGAAGCGUUAAUAAAUUUUGUUGCAUUAUUGGGAUGGAGCUCAUCAUGUGAAAAAAAAGACGACAUAUUUACUUUGGAUGAGUUGAUAUCUGAGUUUUCAUUAGAACAUAUUGGCAAAUCGGGCGCGAUCGUAAUGUAUGAUAAACUUGAUUGGCUGAAUAAACAACAUUUGAUUCGUAAAAGUGAAACUCCAAAUGGAUUGGCAGAGCUUGUAUCAUUAUUAAAACCAUUGGUGCUUAAUGAAUCUGACGAAAAAUAUAAACUUGGAGACUUAUAUCUUUCCAAAGUUAUAAUGACAAUCAAGGAUCGAAUAAAGAAUAUUAAUGAUAUAACAGAAUUAUGUGGAUACUUUUUUGUUCAUCCUGACUAUUCUUCACCAGAAUCCAAAGCUGUUAGAUCAUAUAUUCAGGAUAAUGAUUUAAAAUUAAUAGCUACAAUUGCAUUCGAACGAAUUAAUUUUAAUAAAACUGAAUUUGAAGAUGAUAACAUUAAAUCUGUUAUUACUAAUAUUAUUUCUAUUAGUCAGCUUAGACAAAGUCAA